Molecule: messenger RNA, 2490 nt
Organism: Cylicocyclus nassatus
Lineage: Eukaryota; Metazoa; Nematoda; Chromadorea; Rhabditida; Strongylidae
Source: the annotation of a GenBank genome assembly
AUGAGUCGUCGGCAGAAUCCCUCUGAAUUUCUCAAGCAAAUUAUCGGCAAACCAGUUGUAGUGAAGCUUAACUCAGGCGUCGACUACAGAGGCAUUCUCGCUUGUCUGGAUGGAUUCAUGAAUAUUGCGCUUGAACAAACGGAGGAGUACAAUAAUGGACAACUGCAAAACAAAUAUGGAGAUGCGUUCAUUCGUGAGACUGAAACGUUAGGGUCUUUGCUGAAAUAUUGUGCAAUAUUGCAAGCUAUGAGUCAUUUGAUUGUAAUGCUUCCUAUUCUUAUCAAAAGGAGUGUGGUAUCUUUACAUCAAAAGUAUCUGUACCCAGUGACUUUUUCUGAAGAUGGCCAACGUCGACUAACUCCUUCACGAUGUGAAACUUCUGCGUCUACCACAAAUGGAUCUUCAGAUUUUAUAUGUUCCACAACUCAAUCGCCAUGUACAUCAUCUGCGUCGGGGCCGAAUGAGGUCGCGUCUACUGAACCUUCGCUAAGUGCGGGACAUGAAAAUGACGAGCCUACCUCAAUUUGGGGAGCUAAAGCAAAGACGCAAUUGAAUGUGCCGUCAGCCUCUACAUGUGAUGGAAGCACAUACUCUGGCGAGAUAAACUCCUCUGGCACGUAUGUGUCGAGUGACGGCGAUUUCAAUGAAGAUGCCCUAGCUGAAGUGAUUUGUGAGCAGCUUAACGAAAUGGGAAUAGAUACUUCAUCGUUAGCGGAUGAUGAACUCAUCGAACAAAUGUCGGGUGCUGUACAAAAUAUGAAAAAACAAGGUUUUAGUCGGUUGUAUCAACCAACUUUCCCCAGUGAUUUAAUGCGAAACCUCGAUGUCGAACCAAUCAAACGACGCUUGAAAGUGAUCUCAAUAGAAUUGGCUCAUGCUGUAGCAGUAAUGCGUACUAAUUGUGAUGUGGAUACAAUGUUAGAGGCCAUGCGAGGGGGUCAAGUGGUUGAACCUCCAGUGAAACGUCUCAAACUGAAUGAGGUGAAGAUCGAGGCAAAGAAGAGGGUUGAGGCUCUGUUGAAAAAGCUAUUGGACGAACGUGCAGCAGCGCGGGAAUCUACUGCAUCAGAAGCAGCAGCUCCAGUACCCGCUGUAGACGAUACAGCCUGGUUCGACACUGAGGAUGGUCCUAUUUCUAACACAGCUGCCCCGCCAUCGAACUCACACUCAUCAUCGGCUGAGGAGGAGCGGUUAAAUGCGUUCAUUCGGAGCAAAGUCGAAAAACAUGUUGUUGGAUCUGCUGCCAGAAAGCAUGCGUAUCGGAGUAAGAAACAGCAAGAACUUUCCCAGCGGCCACAAUCACAAUCGCAGCAUCAGGCUGGUCCAGAAGCCCCAAAUCAAUCAUCUUUGUCUGUACAAGAUCUGCCUACCUCUUCACACACCUUUUCCGAAGCUGAUGGAGUCUUGUCAUUUGACUCUCCUUAUUUAGAAGAUAGCUUUGUAGAUGAGUCAUCAAUAGAUUUUAGUGAUAAAAAGUCCUCUGAUAUUCAAGAACAGAAUCAUGUGUUGCCUGAGUUGUCUACCCUCCAAUAUGACCCGAUUAGCAACCCUAUCGACGAGGAUCACUUGGACGACCAUUUAGAUUUUGGACUGUUCGACGAAUUCGAGUGUGCCGCAUCUGGUCGACCGUCUUUGGACCAACUUAGAGAUCAAAUUUGGCACCUGUUAAGGUGUGGGUGUAUGGCUGGUGAGUUCGACUAUGAAGUCUCUCGCAAGCUAUGGGAAGCAGCAGUCCCAAUCGAGUUUCAAGUUGAUAGAGACGAUGAAUCGGGGGACACAUGCAGACCUAGUUACACCAUGCUUCCUCGUUGCGGGUACUUACCCAUACAUUUGACAAAGAUCUUGGAACAAGUGAAAGCACGUGAUGAAAGUUUAAAGUUGGACGCAGACAAAGUAUGGCUAGAAUGCAACGGCUUACCGUUGAAAGUAUAUUAUCCUAUAGGAGUUCUUUUCGAUUUGUACAAACCUAUUGACGCACCCACCAUGACAAUUAUUAUCAAAACUGGUCCACGUCCCGAUGGUGUUCUAUCGGUAUCCAAGGAUGCAAUGGAAUCCAUGUUCAUGCAAUCUUUGAAAGAAGCUAACUACUUAAAGCGACGGAGAGAUGAAGCAAAUAGCUACAUGGCCGAUGAACACAAACAGUUGUGGUCAAGUCUCGUUCAUGAUCGCUUCGAUGAUUUUUGGAGUGUAAAUAGGCGACUUAUGGAAACUACAGAAGAACGCCCAUUCUGUGAUAUUCCUAUACGAUUGUAUAUAACUGAGCAACCUUUUCGACAGAUUUUACAACCACCCUUUGAUAGCAAUGGAGAACCACGAACCCUAACCCAAGCGCUGGAUUCACUUUCUCAUGAUCUCGUAGAAAAUGGAAAAUAUCGAUUUAUAUCCCACGGUAUCACAGUCCCGCUGGAAACGCCACUGAAUUACCUGGGAAAGAAUUUUGCAUAUCCUGAUAAUUUUGUACAUAUUUCUGACUUCUCUCAAAUAGCAUAA